UCCGCUUUCCGUGCGUAAUGUGGAGAGGAGUGGCUUUAAUUUGUUGCUGGUCAUAUGAUGUUAUUUAAACAAACAAGAUCCAGCUGGCAAGAAGAAAUCUAUUCCAGUUGGCAGGAGAUCCCAACGCUGGCAGCAGAGCCCCGCCGUUGACAAACACUGCGCAGCUCAUCAUGGCCGACUUAGAGGAUUCUGGGUUUUCCCUCAUGAGCCUGGAGGAUGAGCUGACCUGCAGUAUCUGCCUGAGCACCUUUGACUGUCCGGUCACCAUCCCCUGCGGACACAACUUCUGCCAGGACUGCCUGCUUUCCUCUUGGACAGACUCCUACAGCUGCCCGCAGUGUCGGACCCCUUUUGAAAACAAGCCGGAACUGAAGAAGAACACGGUCCUCAGCACAGUGGUGGAGACCUUCAGGGUCAGGGCCACUAAAGGAGAAGGUGUUCAGCAUGUAGAUGAGGAGGAGGAGGAUGAUGAUGAUGAUGAUUAUGAGGAGGAUGAGGAUGAUGAUGAUGAUGAUGAUGAUGAUGAGGAGGAGGAGAAGAAUGUAAUCCGCUGUGACACCUGCAUGGAGGCAGAGGCGGCUCAGACCUGCCUCACCUGCAUGGCCUCCUUCUGUGAGGAGCACCUGCGGCCCCACAGAGAAAACCCCACAUUCCGCCUCCACCAGCUGACGGAUCCCAUAGAGGAUCUGUCUGAACACAUCUGCUCUGACCACCACAAGCUGAUGGAGCACUUCUGCUCCAACCAUGGCCGCCUGAUCUGCAGCCUCUGUCUGCAGCAGGUCCACAAAGGCUGUGCUUUCACUUCUCCAGAGGAGCAAAGAAGCCUGAAAGAGUCUGAGUUCAGAGACAAGUUGGGUAUACUGGACAUAAAGAUCGACAAGACUGAUAACAUUGUGCUUCAGAUGAAUGAACUCCAGGGCAAGCUCAAGGAUGCAGCAAACAAGAAAAAGAUGGCGCUGGCUGCCGUAUACCAGCAGAUAAGGGAGAUGUUGGCUCAGGAUGAACGUGUGGCCCAGCAUGAGGUGGAUUGUGAGUUAGAGGCUGGUCAGAACAAACUUGGAGACCUUACCAAGAAGUUCAACAACAACAGUGAGAGGAUGAAGAAAGCCAGAGAGGAGGUCUACAAUCUGCUGAGUCAUGCUCAAACACCAGCCUUUCUUCAGGCAUCUUUUGAGCUGCCCAAGGUGGUUAAGUUUGACCCCCACCCCCCUCGAGUCAACCUGGACUCCAAGAGGGUGAUGGCAACCCAGAGCUUUGCUACUACCCUGCAGGAGAGCUUGACGAUGCUCUUCAGUCAGCCUUUUGAGGCCAGAGGGCCCCUGCUUAAACCAGAAUUGAACACCGGCUCUGAUGCAUCUGGGAAGGCAGAAGCUUCUCUCCCAAGGGCUGAAAACAGUACAUCCUGGACUGAGUCCCAAUCCUAUCAGCCACCAGAUCAGAGACCUCCACCCAGGUCUCAUAGUCCAGGUUGUCCACCUAUCCAGACAGUCUACCAGCCGGUCCAUAUUCCAUUUUACAUACAGGGAAAGCCAACAUGGAAUCCAAAGCCGGGUCAGUCCACUGGUUUUACCAGGCCUCCGUUCUUUCCUGGACAGAAACCAUACAAGAACGCUGACGGCAGCCACAAGCCCCACCAAAACAAGAAGGCUGACGGCGGCCACCAGCCCCACCACAAGCAAGGCAAACAUCCACCAAGCGCCCAAGGAGGUCAGAAACCUGGUGGGAAGGGACCCGAUUCUGCUAAGAAGGACAAACCGAAAAGCCAUCCACCAUCAGAGAAAAGGGCCGGACACAACCCUCACCCUAGAAAAAAUAAGUAGGAGUCUUCAUCAGCCCACCUGGUCUAUACGGAGGGGACUACAAAAACCCCAUGCAUGAAAUUAAUGUUGUAAUUGGUGACAUUUGGGCUUUUUUAAAGGUUUUUGUUUUGGGUUAUUAAACCUAAACUAAUGCAUUAUAAAUAAUCCGUAUUUUCCCCCUUUAUUCAGUAAUAUUUAUAGUUUAGCUACCUUUAAAAAUGGGAAAAGCAACUCCUUUGUGAAAGUAAAGAGGAAGGCCAGUGAUUACUAUGUCAAUCAGUCCAAUAAUGGGGAAAAUAGAUGUUCCAAACAUUCCACCUAAUCUAAUUGCCCACCACUUUGCGUUUGUUUGUUUAAUAAAUUUUGUUUUCUGUGCACAAAGCCAGAGCAAGUGGUGAAAACCCACUAUGGGGAGCUGAAGGGAAAUGAGUCCAAGAUUUGAUAACCUUUUAAUGAUCAUGCUUGUGAAAGUAUAUUAGUUGCUUCAUACAGCAAUACAAUAUUUAUUAAUACAUUCCUACUCUUAUGCAAAAUUUUUAAGUAAGGUUAUAGACUAACUGCCUUAUGUUGAUGACAUGUUGAUACUGUCAUAUGCUGUAAUGUUAACCGCACUUCUUAGUUUGCAUCUAUAUAUAUAUAUAUAUA
Messenger RNA from Cyprinodon variegatus (sheepshead minnow), 2444 nucleotides. Its product is annotated as E3 ubiquitin/ISG15 ligase TRIM25-like. The transcript is spliced from 11 exons. The coding region runs from base 171 to 1820 and encodes 549 amino acids. The record is from RefSeq and is a predicted model, not a curated record. Lineage: Eukaryota; Metazoa; Chordata; Actinopteri; Cyprinodontiformes; Cyprinodontidae.